This is a messenger RNA of Phalaenopsis equestris, 1326 nucleotides long. Its product is annotated as monocopper oxidase-like protein SKU5. Gene Ontology annotation, cellular component: plasma membrane. NCBI's taxonomy places the organism in Eukaryota, Viridiplantae, Streptophyta, Magnoliopsida, Asparagales, Orchidaceae. The record is from RefSeq and is a predicted model, not a curated record. The transcript is spliced from 6 exons. Gene Ontology annotation, molecular function: oxidoreductase activity; copper ion binding. Bases 1 to 1167 code for a protein of 388 amino acids.
AUGGCAGGAAUUGAUUACGAGACCAUCAAUGUUCAUCCAGGGAAAACUUAUCGAUUUCGUGUCCACAAUAUUGGAAUAUCUACUUGUUUGAACUUUAGAAUCCAAUCCCACAACCUUCUUCUUACAGAAACAGAAGGAUCAUACACAGUUCAGCAGAAUUAUACCAAUCUUGAUGUAUUUGUUGGGCAGUCCUACUCUUUCUUGAUUACUACGGAUCAGAAUGCAAGCACUGAUUACUACAUUGUAGCGAGCGCUAGGUUUGUAAAUGGAUCGAAAUGGGAUAGAGUUUUAGGGGUUGGAAUCCUUCAUUAUUCGAAUUCCAAAGGCAAAGCAUCUGGUCCUCUUCCUGAUCCUCCCAAUGAUAUUUAUGACAAAUCAUAUUCUAUGAAUCAGGCAAGAUCAAUCAGGUGGAAUGUGACUGCUAGUGGUGCCCGUCCAAAUCCCCAAGGUUCUUUUAGGUAUGGUUCCAUCAAUGUGACCCAAGUUUAUGUUUUAAAAAACAAGGCACCUGUGCUUAUUAAUGGAAAGCUUCGGGCAACACUCAAUGGGAUUUCUUAUUUACCUCCUGAGACACCGUUGAGGCUAGCCGACCAGUAUGAAAAGAAAGGAAUUUACAAGCUUAAUUUCCCUACCAAGCCACUUCCAGGACCACCAAAAAUUGCAACUUCUAUUAUUAAUGGUACAUACAGGGGUUUCAUGGAGAUUGUAUUCCAGAAUAAUGAGUCUAGAGUUCAGAGUUAUCACCUGGAUGGAUAUGCAUUCUUUGUUGUUGGGAUGGAUUUUGGAGAGUGGGCUGAGAAUAGUAGAGGCACAUAUAAUAAAUGGGAUGGUGUUGCACGUAGCACAAUUCAGGUUUAUCCAGGAGCUUGGACUGCUGUGUUGGUUUCACUUGAUAAUGUUGGUACCUGGAAUUUGCGCUCGGAAAAUCUUGAUUCGUGGUACUUAGGACAGGAGACCUACAUUAAGGUUUUCAACCCUGAGAGCACAAACAAAACUGAAAUGCCUCUACCUGAUAAUGCUCUUUAUUGUGGACUCCUUGACGACAUGCAAAAGCAACAGAAACCUCAUGGGCAGGCGUUGGAGUACUCAUCAACAACCAUUCGAGGAGGAAGUGCUACGGUUUUUGCAGCGGUGGCGCUCUUAGCUGCACUCCUUUUCUUGUUUUAACAUUAGACUCUUCAGAUUGCCGCGAAGCUUAUAUCAGUGUUAUGUUUUUUUUAUCAUUAUUUUUUAUUUCAUUUUUUUUUUUUUUAUUUUGGAUUUGUAGGAGCAUGAUUUAUCAGCUGGGUUUUUUAUUAGGUUAUUUCAGUGUUCACGGUGUUUCUC